AUGCCGCCGCUGCUGCGGGCAAGCGCCGCCGGAAGGCGGCGUUGGAAGAAGGCGGCCGCGGCCGCAAUGGCGGCUGCCGCCGCGGGCGAGCCGCCCGCCGACUGGUGGGACGCCUUCUGCAUGCGGAUGUCAGGAACCUUAUCUUAUAUCGAGGAUGCACUGAGAUUCGAGUCUGUGUUCAAAAUGCCAAGAAGAGCUUUUGACUAUGUCUGCAACUUGGUGAAAGAUGAAAUGAUGGUGAGGUCCAGCAGCUAUACCUUUCUUGAUGGCACAAUGCUGUGUUUGGAAGAUCGAGUGGCCAUUGCUCUGCGGAGCUGA
Miscanthus lutarioriparius is the source of this 318-nucleotide messenger RNA. The record is from the annotation of a GenBank genome assembly. NCBI's taxonomy places the organism in Eukaryota, Viridiplantae, Streptophyta, Magnoliopsida, Poales, Poaceae.